This is a messenger RNA of Naegleria lovaniensis, 1095 nucleotides long. RefSeq lists its product as uncharacterized. The transcript is spliced from 4 exons. NCBI's taxonomy places the organism in Eukaryota, Heterolobosea, Eutetramitea, Acrasida, Naegleriidae. Gene Ontology annotation, biological process: adenylate cyclase-modulating G protein-coupled receptor signaling pathway. Gene Ontology annotation, molecular function: guanyl nucleotide binding; G-protein beta/gamma-subunit complex binding; GTPase activity. Gene Ontology annotation, cellular component: heterotrimeric G-protein complex. The record is from RefSeq and is a predicted model, not a curated record. The coding region runs from base 1 to 1095 and encodes 364 amino acids.
AUGCCUUGUUUCAAAGAAUCAACACCAGAACAAUCUGCCAAUCAAAAUAUCAACAAACAGUUGGCCAAAGAUCAUGAGAAGCAAAAAUCAGAAAUUAAAUUGUUGUUGUUGGGAGCAGGAGAGUCUGGGAAGUCAACCAUCUUCAAACAAAUGAAAAUUAUUCACCACAAAGGUUACACUCCUGAAGAAUGCCUCAGAUUCAAGGAUGUUAUUUAUGGCAAUACAUUACAAUCCAUUAGAGUAUUGAUUGAAGCCAUGACAACUCUGAAUCCACCAGUUCAAUUUGCAAAUUCUUCAAAUAUUGAGCGUGCAGAAAAGUUCACACGAAUUCCUGAACAACAAAUUAUUCUUAAUGCAGCAAGUAUAAUCUCACCAGAGGUUGGAAAAGAUAUUAAAAUGCUGUGGUCAGACGCUGGUAUUCAGCAGGCAUAUAGCAGACGAAGUGAAUUCCAAUUGAAUGACUCAGCAGCAUAUUACUUGAAUGAUAUUGAACGAUUGACAAGCCCAAACUAUCAACCAACACAACAAGACGUCCUUCGUUCCAGAGUUAAAACCGUCGGUAUUGUGGAGGCUGAUUUCACAAUCGACGGAUAUAAAUUCAAGAUGAUUGACGUAGGUGGUCAACGUAACGAAAGAAGAAAGUGGAUUCACGUCUUUGACGAGGUGACCUGUAUCGUUUUCGUUACUGCUCUUAGCGAAUAUGAUCAACAAUUAUUUGAGGAUAAGGAAAUGAAUAGAAUGCAAGAAUCUUUGACCUUAUUUUCUGAAAUUUGUACCUCUCGUUAUUUUAAAACAACUCCAAUUAUUAUCUUUUUCAACAAGAAUGACUUGUUUGAAGAGAAAAUCAAAGUGAAAGAUUUGAGCGCUUGCUUCAGUGAAUAUACAGGAGGCCGAGAUGUUGAGAAAGCAAGACAAUUUAUCAUCAACCAAUUUAUGAGUCGGUCUGGUGCUGCUAAGAGCGCCACUUCCAAACAAGGAAGGCAAGUGUACAAUCAUGUCACCUGCGCCACAGAUACAGGGAACAUGAAGAAAGUUCUUGACGAUGUGAAAAAUACUAUCCUGAUUGACCACAUGAAACAAUUGAACAUGAUGUAA